GGACACCCCGGGGACACCCUGGGGACAUCCCGGGACCCCAUGGGAACCCCCCGUGUCCCCACUGUGGGGCAGAGCCCGGGGGGGUCCCGCUAUGGGGCUGAGCUCGGCCCUGUCUCCCCACAGGCCUGGAAGGUUGGGAAUCCCGGACCGUCAUCUCGGACCGGGCGCACAUCGUCCCGGACCGUCAUCUCGGACCGGGCGCACGUUGGUGAGCACCAGGGGGACAUUGGGGACACUGGGAACAUCAAGGACAUGCUGGAGACAUUGGGGACAUGUUGGGGACACUGGGGGCACUGGGAGUCUCGGACCGUCAUCUCGGACCGGGCGCACAUUGUCUUCGACUUCCACCAGGCCGUGGACGGGAUCCAGGAGCAGCAGCGGCAGCAGCAGGACGGCAGGAACCUUGGGACAACCCGGAAGGGCAUCGGCCCCGUCUACGCGGCCAAGGCGUCGCGCGCCGGACUCCGGAUCUGCGACCUCCUGGCCGACUUCGGACAGUUUUCCAAGAAGUUCGAGGCGCUGGCCCGGCAGUACGAGGCCACCUACCCCGGGCUGAGGAUCGACACCGCGGCCGAACUGCGGCAGCUGCAGGUCUUGGGGACUCCCUUGCCUUUUGGGGAGCUGCUGGUGCGGGACGGGGUCCACUUCAUGCACCAGGCGCUCCAUGGGCCGCCCCGGAAAAUCCUGGUGGAAGGAGCCAACGCCGCCCUCCUGGAUAUCGACUUUGGUGAGCGCCGCAUCCGCCGGGAUGCUCCCGGCAUUCCCGGCAUGGGGACGGAUCCCGUCACCACGGGCCGGAAGCGCCGCUGCGGAUGGCUGGACCUGGUGCUGGUCCGAUACGCCCACAUGAUCAACGGCUUCAGCGCCCUGGCCCUCACCAAACUCGACAUCCUGGACACAUUCCCGGAGAUCAAAGUGGGAGUGGAAUAUCGCUUGGACGGGAAACCCAUUCCCUACUUCCCAGCCAGCCAGGAGCUGCUGGACCGCGUGUCCGUGCGCUACGAGACGCUCCCGGGAUGGCUCCGGAGCACGGAAGGAGCGCGCGGAUUUUCCGAGCUCCCGCCCCAGGCCCAGGGCUACGUCCGCUUCGUGGAGCAGCACCUGGGGGUGCCAGUGAAAUGGGUCGGAGUCGGCAAAUUCCGCGAAUCC
This is a messenger RNA of Tinamus guttatus (white-throated tinamou), 1149 nucleotides long. Lineage: Eukaryota; Metazoa; Chordata; Aves; Tinamiformes; Tinamidae. The record is from RefSeq and is a predicted model, not a curated record.